UUGGCAGCCAGGAGAGGGGCAGCUGCUGCCCUCUUCAGAUAAUCUCUCUAUUUAAAGUUCAAAGUGACCCUGGAAAACAGUAACAAGUAAGCCUGGCGCUGAUCAGCCCACCCAACGACAGGAAGAAUGGCUGAAAAAGAAUCUACAUCAUCACGCAUUCUGGUCCCUAUUCUUCUCUUGAUUGCCUGGAUUGUGGGCUGCAUCGUAAUGGUUUACAUUACCUUCUUUUAGAAAGGCAAGACGACUUCAGACUGAUGCCAUUUAGAAGAAUGAAGACAAGUGUGAACAUGACAGAUUAUUAAAUAUGUCUCAUGUAGACAACUGCAAUGUUUGACACUACUUCAUAAACUUGGAUUUGUAAACUGAUA
Molecule: messenger RNA, 368 nt
Organism: Myotis lucifugus (little brown bat)
Lineage: Eukaryota; Metazoa; Chordata; Mammalia; Chiroptera; Vespertilionidae
Product: sarcoplasmic/endoplasmic reticulum calcium ATPase regulator DWORF-like
Exons: 3
Coding region: 127-231 (34 amino acids)
Biological process (GO): regulation of ATPase-coupled calcium transmembrane transporter activity; regulation of slow-twitch skeletal muscle fiber contraction
Source: RefSeq, a predicted model, not a curated record